Messenger RNA from Cyprinus carpio (common carp), 5428 nucleotides. Its product is annotated as interferon-induced very large GTPase 1-like. Bases 143 to 4945 code for a protein of 1600 amino acids. Lineage: Eukaryota; Metazoa; Chordata; Actinopteri; Cypriniformes; Cyprinidae. Gene Ontology annotation, molecular function: GTP binding. The transcript has 5 exons. The record is from RefSeq and is a predicted model, not a curated record.
CAGUUUCACUCGUUUUGCUGAAAUGGCUUGUUUUUCUACCUUUCUCGGUUGUUUCUUAAGUUGUUUUCAUGGAUGUGGUGAAGUAGAAAGCAUCAAGUGGAUCUGAGACAGUGCGAGAUCGGAAGUGAAUCAGUGACAGAAGAUGACAUCUGUUCAACAACUGCUUCUAGACACACUGGCGGAUCUAGUCCGUGACAAAAUGAAGACGUUUAAAUGGCACUUAAAGGAGGAUCAUUUUGCUUCAGCUGCUGAUCUGGAGAAGGCAGAAGAUGCCACUGAUGCAGUGGAUCUGAUGGUGGCACGUUGUGGACCAGAAGGAGCUGUGAAUAUCACACUGGCCAUCCUGAGGAAGAUGAACGAAAACCAUCUUGCUGAACAGUUAGAGGACGAACAUAAAGGUUUAAAGGAUUCAGAGAAUAGACUGAAAGAAGAAAGAAACAUGAGAGAACCUGAUUAUUCUCUACAGGAGUCCAACCACAACAACACCUACUGUCACGGUGUCUGUUCUGUAAAAAAAAUAGAGCGUCUGUUUCACAAACUUCGACUUGAUAUAAAUCACAGACUGAGAGCUGCAGAUGUUCUUCAGAUAACUGCACAUUCAUUACAGUCUCGUGAGUCUUGUGCUGAAGAAGAGCUGAUUCAGACUUACAUUCAGAAACUACUGAUAAUGAACUACAGAGCAAGAUUUGUUAAAAACAAUCAGACUAUAAACACUGUUCACCCGAUGGAUGUUCAGAUGGCUGUGUUUCAUUGUGCUCAUGGUCUCCUUAAGCAGAUAAUGGUCACUAAACUGUCUCAGUGUCAGUUCGCUCUUCCUCUGCUUGUUCCUCAUCCAUUCACACAACAGAUUGAGUUUCCUCUCAAGACAUUCACACAAAUCAACAAGAGCUGGAAGAUCAGAAACACCUACAGUGAAAUCAUCAGUCAAACCCAGCUGAUCUACAGAGCACACACUCCAAUGGUGUUCUUCUUCAGGUUUGGCUCUGUGUCUUCAUCCAAGUCUCAGCUGAUGAACAGUCUGAUCAAUGAGAAACACAACACGUUCUUCCACAGGAACUGCCCCGGCAGCAGCAGCAGAACCAGAGAACUGAUGGACGGAGUGGUGGAGAUCUCCUGGUUCUGUCCUUCUGGAUCAGAUGAUGAUAACUUCACUGAGUGUGUAGCGUUCUGUAAUCUACACGGUGAUGCAGGAGACCAUGAGAAACAGCUGCAGAUCUUCACUCACAUGAGCUCAGUCAAUGUUGUUCUUCUGCCACAACUUCAGAAGAAUGACAGAAUAAUGAUAAAAGUUCAAGAACUCAACAAGCCACUCAUUUGUCUUCUUACUGAGGAUGAAUCUGCUGUAACUGAGAUGAAGAAAGGAAAAUUUAAGAUUGGUUUGAAAGACAGACAUCAGUCACAUGUAUCUGAAGAACUCAGAAGAGCUAUAAAUGACAGUCUUUCAGAAUCAUCUCGCACUUUCAGACUUAAAGAUGUGUCCAAACACUCAGAGAUCAUAGUAGAUGAGGAAGAUGAUGAUGACUGCAGGAGAGGAAGAGCAGCAGCACAGAAGAUGAUGAGUUUACUGAAGAAGAAAGAUCUGAGAGAAAUCAAAGAAUCAUUUCUGCCUCAUCAGGGGAAACUGUGGCAUCAAUGGAGUCAGAAGAACAAAGAGCUACAUCAGCCUCGAGGAGAUGAGAGAGAAAUAGACAUCAGUAGAAAACAAGCAGAGAUGAAGAAAAUCCGUGAACAGCAGCAUGAAAACAACAUCAGUGAGUUUAUGAAGCUCUUUAUUAAAGAAAUGAAGUCAGAUGCAGCAAAUGAUAAGAUGUAUUUCCUCAAAUGGCUCAGAAUCCUCCUGGAUGAGCAUACGUCAGCUGAUCUUUCUGCUCUACAUCACAUGUAUAAUGAAAAGUGGUCAACAGUUGUAAACCUGAAAGAGAAAUAUUAUAAAUCUGAACAACUCAAAUCUGAGCUUGAGAGAAUAUCUGGGGAUCUUCAAGCUGCAUCCUUUGGUUUGGAGCACAUCAUGAGGGAGAUCGCUCAGAUCUAUGAAUCAUGUUCAUCUGUGCAGAAGAACAAGAAAGACCUGCAGGUUGACUUCUCUUCUCUCCCGAGUCUGGCAGCAGAGAUGAUGAUCUCUGGAUCUCCACUGGAGCUGAUGGAUGGAGAUGCUGAUCAUGUUCCUGUGAUCUGGAUCUCUGCUGUUCUAGAUCAACUCAUCCAGAAACUGGGAGACCAGAGAGUCUUUGUGCUGUCAGUUUUAGGGCUUCAGAGCUCUGGGAAAUCCACCAUGAUCAAUGCCAUGUUUGGACUCCAGUUUGCUGUCAGUGCUGGCAGAACAACCAGAGGAGCUUUCAUGCAGCUGAUCAGAGUCUCAGACGAGAUGAAAACACAGUCAAACACUGUCUAUAAAACACAGAUGAACUUUGACUAUGUUCUGGUUGUUGAUACUGAGGGUCUUCGUGCUCCAGAACUGUCUGGAAGAUCAACAAGACACCAUGACAAUGAACUGGCCACAUUUGUUGUUGGUCUUGGAAAUAUGACACUGAUCAACAUCUUUGGAGAAAACCCAGGUGAGAUGCAGGACAUUCUUCAGAUUGUUGUUCAGGCCUUCAUGAGGAUGAAGAGGGUUAGACUGAAUCCCAGCUGUGUGUUUGUGCAUCAGAAUGUUUCAGACGUCACAGCUGGAGAGAAAAACAUGGAGAGAAGGAAACGACUGCAGGAGACACUGGAUGAGAUGACUAAACUAGCUGCUGAAGAUGAAGUCUGUGAUGCUGAGUGUUUCAGUGACGUCAUUAGCUUUGAUGUUCAGAAAGAUGUGAAGUAUAUUCCUCAUCUCUGGGAGGGAAACCCACCGAUGGCUCCACCGAACCCAAACUACUGUGAGAACAUCCAAGAACUGAAGAAGACUCUAAUGACUCAUGCCUCAACAUCACAUGGAAUGAGGCUGAAAGACUUAAAAGUUUGCAUUAACGAUCUCUGGGAGGCUUUACUGAAUGAACGAUUCAUCUUCAGCUUCAGAAAUUCUCUGGAGAUUUCAUCUUACAGGAAACUGGAGACUGAAUACAGGAAGUGGUCCUGGAGUCUCCGCAGAGCCAUGAUGGAAACUGAGAACAAACUACACAACCAAAUAGAAAAUAAAGCGAUUCAUGAGAUUGAAGAAACUGAUCUUCAAAGAGAACUGAAGAAGACAAGUGAAGAAGUGAAAAAAACAAUGUCCGGAUUCUUUGAGAAAGACAGAGAUAAAAAUAUAGUGAUUGAGUGGAAAACAUCAUUUGAAAUCAAAAUCAAAGAGCUUCAGGAAAACAUUGUGAGAGAAACAAAGAGAAGAUUAAAUGAGGUUAUUCAGCAGCGAGACAAUAAGAAAAAGAUUGAUGCUCGGAGAACACGUCAUGAAAACACUCUCUAUGAAAAGAGCAGAGAACUCGCCUUAAUACUCAAAGACAAAGCAAAUGAUGAAGAAACAUUGAAGAAAGAGUUUGAUGUCUUUUGGGAACAGAGUGUGAUUAAGAUCAUCAGAGACACUCCUCUAAUCAGAGACAUUGAUAUACUGAGAGACGUGAGAGAGAUCCUCAGUGACAUCUAUGAAAGUGUUCCUGUAGAUCACUGCACAGAGAGCAGGGAUAUUUUCACUGUGAUGAGUUAUUCAGAUUAUGUACAACUAAAGAAAUCCAGUGGAUUUACAGGAGCUUUAACAAAUGUCUACAGAUUUGUUAAACAGAAGUUUGGUUUGAUUCUCUCUAAAGAGGAUGAAUCUCAGAUAAGAUCAUUCGUCACAGAUGUUGUUCAGCAGACAGACAGAAUGAUUCAGUCAUUUAACAUUUCAAAGAUGGGCUACAACACCAUCUACAUUCAACAACUCAUAGAUUACAUCAAGACAAGAGUAACACAACAUGAGGAAGAACAAGUGAGUUAUGUGUUCAAGAAUGAAUUCUUCAUAGACUUAGUUCUCUCCAUCUGUGAGAGAUCAAACAAGAAGAUCACUGAGCAACACACACUGUACAGAGAAGACAAUGAUCAUGUAAUACAUGUAGAGAAGAAGAGAGAAGAGUACUAUAGUAUUUUCCAGAAAUACUUUCGUGGAGCAACAUCAGCAGUUACUUUUGGAGAGAUCAUCUGUCAGAAACUGAAAGAGCCAAUUGAGCAGAGCAUCUACAAGAAGAUUGCCAGAGAUCUGACAGAUGAAAUGAGAUCAAACUGUGAUUCACUGAAUGGAAACAGAUCCAAUCUGGAGAAACACAUCCUGAAGACACUGGCAGAAGAGGAGGAUUUUAACAAAUACAUGAACUACAUUCGUAAUCCCAGAGAUCACAUCAAGAGGUUCAUCAGAGAUGAAGUCAGUCGGUACAUCACUGAUCAGUUCAGUGUCAGUGUUUUACCCAAGAUGAAGAAGAACAUUAAACUCAUGCAGCAGAAGAUCAUGAGAGCAGCUCAUCAAUCUACUGAACGUGUUCAAGAGAAGAGAGAUGAAUCUACUGAACGUGUUCAAGAGCACAAAGGAGAUGAAUCUACUGAACGUGUUCAAGAGCACAGAGGAGAUGAAUCUACUGAACGUGUUCAAGAGCACAGAGGAGAUGAAUCUACUGAACGUGUUCAAGAGCACAGAGGAGAUGAAUCUACUGAACAUGUUCAAGAGCACAGAGGAGAUGAAUCUACUGAACAUGUUCAAGAGCACAGAGGAUAUGAAUCUACUGAACAUGUUCAAGAGCACAGAGGAGAUGCUGGUUUGUGGUUGAAGAGUUUCACACAGCAGCUCUCAGAUGAUCUGAUCUUCUCUGAAAAAGACCUCUGUGGAGUCAGACAUGAUGAUGUUGAGGAUUUUAACCUUCUAGAAGAUGUGAUAAGGCAAGAACUUCCUGCUAUAAUGUCUGAGAUCAGCAGACGACUCAACACAAAUACAUUUCCAGUAAAUCUGGACCUCAAGUUCAGACCAGAUGAGCUUUUGAUCAAUCUCUUCUGUUAGAGAUUACAGCAGAGCAGGAGGAGUGUAUGCAGACUGGAGCAUCACACACUGAUCCUGAUCUCUUUAUACUGUCCUACUGGAAGUGGUUUGUGUGCAGAUUACAGAGGGAUCUGGAGAAAAAACUACAAUAAAACAUUUGAGGGGAGUGGAAAAAUACCAUAUGAAUGGAGAAGAUUCACAAAACAGGAAGCUAUUAAGAGUUUGGAUAAAUACAUGUUAUUGAGCAGAUAAAGACUGAGAGUCUUAUGUCUCCUCUCAGAUUCAGAUCACAGUCAGAAAUGAGUUUCUCUGAUGUUCAUCACUGAGCUUAUAAACACCUCAGAAGAUCAGAGCUUCAUCAAAAGAGGAUUAAAGACUAGAUUCCACAUACUGAUAUCAGUGAAAUGAUCAAAGCAACAAACACUACCAGCCAAACGUUUUUGAACAGUAAGAUUUUUAAUGAUUUAUAAAGAAGUCUCUUCUGCUCACCAAGCCUGCAUUUGU